Trichomonas vaginalis G3 is the source of this 977-nucleotide messenger RNA. RefSeq lists its product as uncharacterized. Lineage: Eukaryota; Parabasalia; Trichomonadida; Trichomonadidae. The record is from RefSeq and is a predicted model, not a curated record. The transcript has a single exon. The annotation marks the transcript as partial.
AUGGAUUUGGAAACAGCACGUGCCAAUUAUCCAAACAGACUAGAGAGGUUAGAAGAAGAACGUCUUAUGGACAUGCCUUUCGAUGUUAGUGAACCUCAAGUUGAAGGACACGACGGCUUUGCCAGAUUCUACUGGAAACAUGACGAACAAUUGCAUCCUUUGAGAAGGAAAAAAGGAAAAGGUGAAGACGCACAUGCUCCCAUGGAAAGAACAAGAUAUGCAUAUGAAAAGUAUCGUGAAGUUAGAAGUCAAAUUACAUCUGGUCGAACCUUUACAGUAAACUUUGACGAAGGAAAGAACAAAGAAGGCUUCAUGGGAGUACUUGCUGCAAUUCAAGACGGAAAUAAGAAAGGACACAAUCUCAGAUUGACCAUAACAGAUUUGGAUGGUCACAUUUACUAUGCACAUGGCAAUGAACAAACAGCCGCAAAACUUCUUGACGCUUUCAAGACUACAAAGAGAGAACAAAUGGUUGACUCCGACUCAGACAUUUUGAAUGCAAUUGAAGGAAUUGCAAGUGUCAAGUUCGAAUGGUACCAACCUAACCCUCAAGCAGUCAGACAACAUGCUGGAUACUUCCCCUUCAUAAAUAAGUCUGACAUUGACUUGACAAGGUAUGGAAUUUACAAUUCAAUUGAAACAAUUGUCAAUGAACCUUGCAUUCUUACAUGUCUCAGGAACUCUGGUCUUGUUACAGAUGAGAAGAUGAAGUAUCUUGAGUCAUGUGUGAAGACAAGGUACAUUCUCAGAGGUCAAUUGGCAAAAAUUGCACCGUUGGCAAAUGUCAAUAUCCGAGUCAACAUACCUACAGCUAAAGGUUCUUCACAUGACGACUAUGUUGUUGACAAAGACUUACCAUGGUUGAAGAUUGUAAUUGUCCACAACCACUUCAUGUUGAACGAAAGUCUUACAAACCCAUUCUUUGGUAAAAGUAAGUGCAACAUUGUCAGAGCUGUCAACAUUCUUUUCAAGAAAGG